AUGUAUGAUGUGGAAAUACAUAACUUGAGGCCUGGAAGUGUCGAGGCUGAUUUCACACUGAAAUUUCGCGAACUGACGUAUAACCACACUGUCAAGCUGCAAGAGGCGCUCUUCAACAGGUCUUUUGGAAACAUGACAAUAGGAGAGGUGUUCUGGGAUUUUAGUCCACACAUUCCUCAGGACGCACCAAGGAUCACCAGUGUUACAUUACUAAACGACUUGUCAGUGGAGGUCAGAUGGGAAGGUAUUCCACUUAAUACCUUUGCUGGGGCACCACAAGGGUACAAGAUUGUCUACUAUGAAAACACCACUGCACAUGCGCCUAUGUAUCAGCACGUGUUUGCUCCGGAAUUGAUAAACACCAUAAGAGUAGGAGGCCUCCGGAAUAACACUUUGUAUUCCAUAACUGUUGUUGCAUGCAAUGUAUUCGCUGAUGGACCUCCAAGUGAGCCAGUCAAUAUAAUGACGACGUCUGCCAAAUUUAAUCUUCCUCCAGUUCCCCAAAACAUUAGCGUGACAGCUAAGAAUUCUACUUAUGUGACAGUCGAAUGGUUGCCAGUGUCACGUCAUCUUGUGUCGAAUUAUCAUUACAACUACACCCUUUCGUGGCUCGCCGUUAAAGGAGGGUCGCCAGGCGUCAUUACAAACGUUACUCUAAAUGUGACAUCAUUCGAGAUUCGUGGGCUGACCCCAUACACAAAACAUGUUAUACAAGUGGCUGCAAGGGACUGGAACGGGACAGGCAGAUUCAGUAAUCCCUUGUGUGUGUAUACACUAGAGGACGUUCCCAGUCUAACGCCGCAAAAUGUUACCGUCCAGAGCCUCAACUCUUCUUCUUUUGUACUCACCUGGGGUCCAGUCCCUUUACAAUAUGCGAACGGAAGGAUUCAAGGAUAUCGGGUGAGAGUUUGGGAACAAAACGUCACUAACGUAUCAUAUUCCGUUAACAAAAAGAUGAUUCUUGUAGAAGGACUGCAGCCAUAUACAACAUAUAAAGUGGAAGUUUCGGCUUACACGUCAGUGGGAGAAGGAAAUGGUUCAUUUUUGUUGGUAACAACACUAAAAGCAGUUGAUACAAAACAGGCCAUUCUUGCACCGGAAAACGUGACAGUCAAUGUAACGAGCGCCACCUCCUGUCACGUUCAGUGGCUCUCAGUGUCACACAAUCACACCUUACAAAGUCCAUACAAUUAUACACUGGAGUGGGAAUCUACUAGAUACGGAAAGGCGAAUGUAACGGUAGGAGCAACAUCUUACAACCUCCAAGGCCUCGUGCCAUUUACAACUUAUGGUAUACGUGUGGCUGCUGUAGAUGGGGUUCAUAAUGGGACGUUCAGUAAUACAGUUUGGGUCCAGACUCCAGAGGCGGUUCCAAGCCAAUCGCCGCAAAAUGUCACUGCUUCCAGUGUCAGUUCCAACUCGUUUCAACUUAAUUGGGUUCCAGUCCCUCAAGAAUUUGCCAAUGGCAGGAUUCAAGGUUACCGAGUGAGUAUCUGGGAAUUAAGUCGGUGGAUAGCAGCUAUGAGACCGAAUAAAACAACAGUUGACAACUCGACAACCAGCGCUCUGAUUGGUGGACUGGAAGCUUAUACGAAUUAUGUAGUGCAGAUAUCGGCCUUUACGGCGGCAGGAGAAGGGAAUAUCACCCACAUAAAUGUAUCUACUCAAGAGGGAGUUCCAACCAGACCUCCGCAGCAAGUUCAAGGAAUCAAGCAAAGCUCAACCAGUUUACUGAUCACGUGGAUUACCGUCCCAUCAGGCCACGCGCACGGAGUGAUCAUAGGUUACAACGUUUACGUCAACAAUGGCAGUGUACGCGUUCUCUCCACAUCUGUUAAUGACGCUGUGCUGACUGGUCUCAAAAAAUACACUCAGUACACGGUUCAAGUAUCGGCAAACACAUCUACAGGAGAGGGUCCAAGAAGUUCUCCAAUCAGUGUAUGGACUGACGAAGACGCGCCGUGUGAUCCUCCCAAAAAUAUGGUGGCCAAUAACAUUACGAGUACAAGUGUCACUGUCCAAUGGAGUUACCAUGGAAACUGCCCUAAACCGGGCUUCAUUCAAGGAUACCGACUGACAUACCAGAUGCAUGGGAUAGUACCCAGUCCAUCUGCGUCCUUGAGAGUUUCUGGAGAAAACAAAACGAGAGCAAUUUUGAACGGUUUGAGGCCUUACUCAACCUAUAGAAUUCAACUUCAGGUCUACACUGCUACUGGCCGUGAGGGGAAACCAAGUACUGCCUUAGUCAAAACGAAGGAAGGAGUUCCCAGUCGAGCUCCGUCUGGACUUGAAGCUUAUAUGGUGUGGGAGACAGAUAUCUUCCUUCGCUGGUCCUCAGUCCCCCAGGGAUACGAAAACGGCAUUAUCCGAGGGUUCAAAAUUUUCUUAAACUUAAAAAACGGAGGGAAAACUCAUGUCUUUGUUAUCAGGGAAGAAGGAAAGAGACUGGAGGCUUUAUCCAACCUCAAGCCAUUUUCAGAGUAUGAAGUGUCCAUAUUGGCAUAUACUUUAUCGGGAGAUGGCGUGACAUCGUCAAGUAUCACAGUAACGACAGACGAAAGUGUUCCUAGUGCCCCUCCGUCAAAUGUGACUGUCCAGGAGAAAACUAGUACGAGCAGUCUGUCGAUCCAGUGGAUGGAUGUCCCGGGUAAUGAAACAAAUGGUGAUCUGAUUGGAUAUACGGUGACAUAUCGGGCCGUGAAGGUUGGCGGGAAGGAAGUUGUCGACGAUGUAGUAAAGAAGAAGUCAGUCGGGACUGGAACCCAUUGGAUAACUUUGAACGAUCUGCAGAGUUUUACGACUUAUGAAAUCAGAGUUGCAGGAAUCACACGGCGCGGCGAAGGAGUCUUCAGUCAACCAAUUGAGGGAGAAACCUGUCAUUGUGGAAAGCGACUCACAACAAACUACUGGUUCUACCCUCCUUACGUCAUCCGCUCCUCAACCAAUCACACGAGCGGAAUCUUUAUGGCUAUUCUCGACGAAAUGGUUCUCCACUGCUGCAGUGAUUGUCGAAAUGGCCACGGUACUUCCUUCAUAGAUUAUACCUUAGAUGGGAAUAACAAUCCCUCACAGAAAAACACCGAGGAAGACAUGAGGAUAUCUAUCGACUCUAACACAGAUUUGAGUCUACCAGUGUAUGGUUUUUCUGACCAGCGGAGGUACAUGAAACGCUUCCGGUUUGUGCCUAUCGUGGAGUCCCCUGGGGCAGCAUUUAUUGUGGCAAGGAAGGAGUUUGGAUCUGAAUCACCCAUAGAGCGCCUGGUGUAUGGCUUUGGACCGUUAUUACUAUUUAAUGUGAUGACAAUUUGUUUGACCGGAUUGUUGAUGUGGAUUCUGGAGAGUAUUGGAACUGACUCAAUCUUUCCUCGCUCGUUUCUCAAUGGUUUCCCAGAAGGCAUUUGGUGGUCAUUUGUUACCAUGAGUACAGUGGGGUAA
Pocillopora damicornis (cauliflower coral) is the source of this 3435-nucleotide messenger RNA. Its product is annotated as protein sidekick-1. Gene Ontology annotation, biological process: cytokine-mediated signaling pathway. Gene Ontology annotation, cellular component: signaling receptor complex; external side of plasma membrane. Gene Ontology annotation, molecular function: cytokine receptor activity; cytokine binding. The record is from RefSeq and is a predicted model, not a curated record. NCBI's taxonomy places the organism in Eukaryota, Metazoa, Cnidaria, Anthozoa, Scleractinia, Pocilloporidae.